Molecule: messenger RNA, 2582 nt
Organism: Uranotaenia lowii
Lineage: Eukaryota; Metazoa; Arthropoda; Insecta; Diptera; Culicidae
Product: facilitated trehalose transporter Tret1-like
Exons: 5
Coding region: 289-1764 (491 amino acids)
Biological process (GO): carbohydrate transport; transmembrane transport
Cellular component (GO): membrane
Molecular function (GO): sugar transmembrane transporter activity
Source: RefSeq, a predicted model, not a curated record
UUUGCCGGGAAGGUCACGCGAAAAUGCACUAAUUUAUGUUUGGUCAGUCAGACGGAAGACUUCUUGUUGGGCGGAGAAAUUGAGGCGUAUUGUGUGCGCUCCAGUUGAUUUACAAACGUUAUCAAACAGACGGAACAAGACGAGAAGCAAAACCAAAAACUAUUAGAAAGUGUAGCUUAGUGUGUAGUUUUAGUGAAAUCUCUUCGUUUAGUGUUCUGUGUUUUAACUUUCGCGAGUUCAAAUAAACGAUAGCGAAGAUGGAUAAUUCUGGGGAUUUGGUGGCCAUAAAUGAAUCCAGCUGAGCUGAACUACCAACCGGUGGCAUCUUUUGAAAAGCACGAGCAGGAACCGUUAAACCGAAGAAUGGAGAAGGAAGCUCCUCCGAGUGUAUCCGAGCCAGGAUCCGCCAUGCGGCAGUUCACGGCCGGUCUAGUCGUAAAUAUUGCAUCAAUCGCAUUAGGAUGCUGUUUAGGAUGGACUUCUCCGAUGACGCCCGUGCUAGAUAGAAACAGUACAAUCACGAGUCCUCUGGACGUAGCACCAACCGUAGACGAGAAAUCAUGGAUCGGUUCCCUAGUGGCUCUUGGCGCCCUUAUUGCUCCCUUCGUUGCGGGACCGUUGGCCGGCAUGAUUGGCCGCAGGUGGACGCUUCUUGCUAGUUCGAUAUUUUUCGUCGUCAGCUGGAUUAUGCUGCUAACGGUGAGCAGUGUUGCCGUCAUCUUGGCCGCUCGAUUGAUUCAAGGAUUCGGAGUCGGUUUCGUUAUGACCGUGCAGCCGAUGUACAUCGGAGAGAUUGCCAGCAAUGAGUACCGAGGGGCCCUGGGUUCUCUGAUGCAGCUGUGCAUUGUGGCUGGAAUUCUGUACGUGUAUGCGAUUGGACCAUACGUUAGCUACUACGCCUUGCAGUGGGCCUGUCUGGCAUUGCCCAUAGUUUUUGCCGCGGCAUUUUUCUUCAUGCCGGAAACUCCAGCUUACCUGAUCUCCAAGGGAGACUCGACGAAGGCCUCGGAAUCGCUGCAAUGGCUGCGAGGCAAAUCGUCCGCCGGGGUUCAGGAAGAACUGACUGAAACCACUCAGACCGUUCAGGAUGCCCUCAGCAACAAGGCCAGCGUGAUGGAUCUGUUCAAAAGUCGUGGCAAUUUGAAGGCCCUGAUCAUCUGCUGCGGGUUGAUCUCGUUCCAGCAGCUGUCCGGUAUCAACGUUAUCCUGUUCUACAGUCAAACUAUUUUCGCCAAAACCGGAAGCAGCAUGUCACCUGCCAUUUCAACAAUUCUGGUCGGUAUAGUCCAGGUGGUGGCUAGUGCUGCAACGCCUCUGAUAGUCGAUCGCCUCGGUCGUAAACCAAUUCUGUUGGUUUCUGCUGCUGGAAUGUGUCUUGCACAUGGCACUAUGGGUCUGUACUUCUACAUGGACCACAUCAAGUCGGAUGCAGUGGAAUCGAUCAGCUGGCUGCCUAUAUUCUCCCUCAUCUUCUUCGUGACCGUUUAUUGUAUUGGCUUUGGCCCGCUCCCGUGGGCUGUACUUGGUGAAAUGUUCCCGGCCAAUGUCAAAUCAAUUGCGGCGUCCAUCGUCGCAUCGACCUGUUGGGUGCUGGGAUUCUUGGUGCUACAAUUCUUCUCAACUCUGGACGAAGCUGUUGGAUCACAUUUCUCGUUCUGGAUCUUCGGAAUUUGCUGUGCUGUUGCCUUCACCUUUACGUUGCUCCAAAUGAUGGAGACCAAGGGAAUGAGCUUGCAGGAAAUUCAGAACAAACUCAAUUCAUAAACACCAAACUGCACGUUAUUAUGAUACAAAUAAUCAAUUCUAAAUAAUUUCAAUCUAUCGUACACAAUACUUCGCUAUCAAAUGCAUAAAACUUGGACUUAGUUCCUAAAAUUAGUGUUUAGUUGAAAACGAUCCAGAAGUGGUUUUUGGUUGAAAUACUCAACUUUUUCCUUUAAAUUUAUUAAACCACAAAAUUAACCAUUUCAGCUAUAAAAAUUGGAACUGUUAACCAUACUUGCUGUGUAUUUGCCAACCAUAUGUUUGUUUUCUUAAUAUUGUUAAUGUUAUGUAUCUUAGAAUAAUUCAAUUGUUUGUUAGAUGACUGUUGAAUUGUGGAAUAUUUUAAGUAAAGUAACCUAAGAUUAGAUGACAAUUUCAAGAAUGAGAAUUGAAUUAAUACACAAAAUUUAAUAAAAAAUAGAUGAUUGGCGCAAAUCUCACUAGAUUCCUGUAUGGCCCAGUAAUUUCAGCCAAACGGUAGUAGUAAAGGUAGCGAUAUAAUCCGUAACUUUGAAAUGAUUUUUAAUAGUAAACUAACCUACUCUAUGAUUUAAUGAGUCAAUAAGUUUAUGAAACAUAGUUAUCAAAUAAAUUACUAUUUUUCGCAAAAAUGCUGCUUGAAUUGAGAAUGGCGGAUUGUAUGGCGGAUUAUUCAGAAGGGUGAAAAUAAGAAACCUACUGAAAUAUCAUAAGUGUAAAUCAUUUAUGUCGAAUCCGCCGGUGAACUCGUAGUCGCAAAUCAACUGACGCACUCAGUGCUCUUGUUCGUGCACGAUUUAAUUUAAAACUCAAUUAUAGGUUUUUUGUGACCAGUUUCA